GUCGGGUUACACAAUCAUCAUUAUGACCUUUUCGUGGAGCUGACAGCAUGGCUGGAGCAAGUCAUAACUGAAUCAAUGUAAUGUACCAAACAAAGCUUUUUGAUUUCAGAACAAGUGCAUUAUGAGGGUCCUAAACACGCAUCUCGUGAACGUUCUCAGGAGGCAGUGCAUUAAACAGACACCAGUCCUUGCGCAGAGGGAGAGGAGCUGGCUGAUGACGUGCUGCCUCAAAUCCCUGCUGUUGCCGCAUUCACCGCCCUGCCGUGCGCUGUCCACAGCCCAGCAUUUGAGGAAAGCAGCCUCCCUGCCCAGCACUGACAAACUGGACCUGGACCUCUGGAAAUCAGUGAUGAAGUCUGGAAGCGACAGCACAGCGAUGACACAAGAAGAGGAAAACACGGAGGCCUCCCCUCUGGGUGCAAUGCGGGAGCUGGUGGAGAUGUGGCGACAGGCUGGCAAGCUGGUCCCGGAAAACAUGACUGAGGAGGAGCUGCAGACCCUGGAGGAAUUGUCUACCAAGUCAUCCAGAAAGAAGUACCUGAAAUACCUUGCCCUCAAAGAGGGCCACAAGAAGGCACGCAAAAAGAAGCAGGAGAAAAAGAAGCAGGAGAGAGCCGAGGAUGCUAAGAGCAGCGGGGAGGAUGAGGAAGAGGAGGGGAGUCGCAUGAAGAACACCUUCCUGCUCCAGUUUUGGCAGCGCUCCAUAGACGCCCUCUACAACUGGAGGGCGGCCCAGGCCAUGCAAUUCGGACAGUCCCUGGUGUUCGACAUGAGCUACGACCGCUAUAUGACCCGCAGAGAGAUUGAGAACACAGUCUCCCAGCUCUUGGAGUGCGAAGGCUGGAACCGGAGGGCCCUGGACCCUUUCCACCUCCACUUCUGCAACUUGAAGGUGGAGGCCGCCUAUCACAAGGAACUUAUCAAACGCUACAGCGGGGCCUGGGACAGACUGCUUGUGAGCGCCACAGACCGGCCACACCAGGAAGUGUUUCCCAGGGAAAAGCUGGUCUACCUGACAGCAGACUCACCCCACGUGCUAAAGACUUUUGACCAUGAUAAGGUCUACAUUGUAGGCGCCAUGGUUGAUAAGUCCAUCCAGACCGGCCUUUCCCUGGCUAAUGCCAAGCGGCUCAAUCUAGCCACUGCCCGGCUCCCAUUGGAUGAGUACCUACACUGGGAUUCGGGGGCCAAAAAUCUGACCCUGGACCAAGUGAUUCGUAUUCUACUGACAAUCAAAGACACCGGAAGCUGGGAGAAGGCUCUGCGCUUUGUUCCCAGCAGGAAACACGAAGGGUUUUACAAGCCUCAGCAAAGUCAACACAAGCACUGGGGGAAAGCAGAGGCUCGCAGGGACAACAGCAGAACACAAGGUGCUUUCGUCAGUCAUCAGGCCUUUAAUCCCAGAAUGCAACAGACACUUCUUAAGGACAGCAGGUCAGGGGAAACUGCUGGCAAAUCCAAGGGGAAGAAGAAUUGGUGGGAAGAGGAAGACUGAACUUAAUAAACUUGCUUAUCUGUUGCAUUUCAAAGCAAGAUGUACAUGUUGGCCAACGUGAUUUGAUGCAUAAAUAAAUGUUAAUUUUAGAGGGCUGAA
Molecule: messenger RNA, 1594 nt
Organism: Polyodon spathula (Mississippi paddlefish)
Lineage: Eukaryota; Metazoa; Chordata; Actinopteri; Acipenseriformes; Polyodontidae
Product: tRNA methyltransferase 10 homolog C-like
Exons: 2
Coding region: 122-1495 (457 amino acids)
Biological process (GO): mitochondrial tRNA 5'-end processing; positive regulation of mitochondrial translation
Cellular component (GO): nucleus; nucleoplasm; mitochondrion
Molecular function (GO): tRNA binding
Source: RefSeq, a predicted model, not a curated record